Molecule: messenger RNA, 7600 nt
Organism: Salvelinus fontinalis (brook trout)
Lineage: Eukaryota; Metazoa; Chordata; Actinopteri; Salmoniformes; Salmonidae
Product: tectonin beta-propeller repeat-containing protein 2-like
Molecular function (GO): protein binding
Source: RefSeq, a predicted model, not a curated record
UUUCCGUAUCCGUUCUUCGUAUUCUAUAUUAUUAUAGCGGUCCGCAAACAAAUGUUAGAGGUGCAUGUCACCGCCUACUGUCCUGGAGUGUGUAGUCAAUCACAGUUCACAGACUGAAUAAAGAAACCAUUAAUAAAGAUAAAUGAAACCCUCUUAUAUAAUACGGUACUACUAAGAAAAUAAAAACAGCCCUACUAACUUCUAACAACCUAUCCCCAAAAUCCCUUUCAACACCCUGAUCCCCAUUCAACCUCAAUAACCCUACACGUCAAUAUUUCUCUCUUCCACAUACCGGUACUUACAACAAUACAUUAACAAAUGCUUCACUGUUUCAUAAAUUAUACACUCUGUACACAAACCAUUUGCAUGCUUGCCAACCAGAUAUAAUGCCGAUUUCAAUGUACAAAGUCCUAGAUGCAACUGAGCAAACACCACCUCUUCCUUCUUAAUCUGACCCUUGAAUCUUGGUCCACCAACCGUUCUUUGGAGGGCAUAUAAAUGCUGGCCCUUGGGCUCUGAGUCCUACCUCUUCUACCACACAUUUCUACCCAGUGGAGCACAAAUAUCAAUUAUAUCUAGUUUUAAAGCCAUUUUGGCUACCUGGUCUACUAUUUCACUCCCAGGUGGGCUGGGACCCAGCAGAAUCGCACUACUACUCCCAGUCUCUUGAUUCUCCAUAAUAACAUUAAUGCCUCCAAUAGUAGGUCACUCCUAUUAGAUUUUCCAGAUGAUAAACUGUUCAAUACAGACAGGGAAUCUGACCAUACUACAUUUCUGACUGGUGGAGCAUCCUCCACCCACUGGAGCAUGUACUAUUGCCAAAGGUUCAACUAAAUAUACUGACAGUUAAUCUGUUAGUUUCGACAUAUCUCUACAUCAAAUUCAGGGAUGUAACCGCCUGCUCCUGUACGACCCAAUGAUGUACAGUACCAGUCAAAAGUUUGGACACACCUACUCAUCCCAUGGUUUUUCUUUAUUUGUACUCUUUUCUACAUUGUAGAAUAAUAGUGAAGACAUAAACUAUGACAUAACAUAUAUGGAAUCAUGUAGUAACCAAAAAAGUUUUAAACCGAUCAAAAUAUAUUUUAUAUUUGAGAUUCUUCAGUUGCCACCCUUUGCCUUGAUGACAGCAUUGCACACACUUGGCAUUCUCUCAACCAGCUUCAUGAGGUAGUCACCUGGAAUGCAUUUCAGUUAGCAGGUGUGCCUUGUUAAAAGUUAAUUUGUGGUAAAAGACCAAGUCCAUAUUAUGGCACGAACAGCUCAAAUAAGCAAAGAUAAAUUACAGUCCAUCAUUACUUUAAGACAUGAAGCUCAGUCAAUCUGGAAAAUGUCAAGAACUUUGAAAGUUUCUUCAAGUGCAUUCGCAAAAAACAUCAAGUGCAAUGAUGAAACUAGCUCUCAUGAGGACCGCCACAGGAAAGGAAGACCCAGAGUUACCUCUGCUGCAGAGGAUAAGUUCAUUAGAGUUACCAGCCUCAAGCUCUGGAUCCAACAAAUAUUUGCUUUGUCUAUCAUAUUGAAAUGCCAAUACACAUAGCUGGAUGCUGCAGGUCACUCACUGGGAUUACUGUAUGUGUCCAUGAAUACACAAAUGUUGGUCGUAAUAUCAAGGUGCCUAUUUAGUUUGACACACAACAGAGAAAAAUGAACAAUAUUGAUAACCUGUAAAAAAAAAUGUUUUAUGAGAAUAAACUUCUCAUAUGGCACAGUAGGUGGCAGCCAUGUAUCAUUGUAUUCCCGCGAGACUAGAAAGUCGUAGGGUUGUUGACAACCAUAGCUCUUGAAGUUUUCGAAUAAUAAAUCAUAGAAGUAUGCGAUAGCAAUGUCGCCAGCGCUGUCUUUUAUACAUGAGUUUAGCGUAACGUUUGUGUCAUCUAUAUGAUAACAGGAUAUAGGGACAUAAUAUUAUAGCAGAGCAUUGCCUGUGCACUAUGGCAGCCCCAACUCCUCCACAGAGCACCCUGAGGGAGUUCUGUCCCCUAUACUACUUGCUUAAUGCAAUACCUGCCAAGGUCCAGAAAGGCUUCCGCUCUGUAGUGGUCUACCUGACUGCUCUGGACACCAACAGAGAUUACAUUGCUGUGGGGAGCAGUAAUGGGAUGCUCUAUCUGUACUGCAGGCGGGUCAGCCAGAUUAAUAAAUACAGCAUAGAGGGGAAAUCCGAAGCUAUCACAGCGGUGAAGCUGCUCAGUUGUUUUGAUGACUUGGUGGCAGUGGGCACGGCGUUUGGUCGGGUUGCUGUCUUUCAACUGGUGUCUCAACUUCCAGGCAGGAACAAACAGCUAAGGCGAUUUGAUGUGGUUGGUUUGCACAAAAGCACAGUCACUGCCUUGGCCUGGAGUGCUAAUGGAAUGAAGCUCUUCUCUGGUGAUGUCAAAGGAAAGGUUGUGUACUCUACUGUGGACCUGGAUCAGGGUGUGUGUAACCCAGUGCUGCUGGUUGAGGCUUCAGCCAUAGUCCACCUGGAGUAUAGUCAGAAGGUCCUGCUCAUCUCCUCUUAUCAGAGAUCCCUGCUGUUCUACACCCAGGAACAGACCCUGCAGCAGCUGGUCACCAAGCCUAGGAAGAGCAAUGGGAAGUUUGGUGCGUGCUUCCAGCCAGGCCUGUGUAAGCAGAGUGACCUGCUAGUCUAUGCAGCGAGGCCUGGCCUCCGGCUGUGGCGGACGGAUGUAAGAGGGCUUGUGGUGGACACGCUGGUCCUCAAGCGUCUGUUCAACCAGGAGGUGCCACAGUUUGAGCUGUUCACCAGGCCGGGCCCCACGGGGGGUUGCCGGCCCCACGAGAGGCAGCUGGGUGUGGUGAGCUGCUUCCUCAGAGAGGGCUGGGUCCUCAGCUGGAAUGAAUAUAGUGUCUACGUGUUGGACUGCCUCAACCAGGUGAUCAUCGGUGCACUGGAGAGCUGUGGGGACAUCGUCUCUGUAUCAUGCACCGAAAAUGAGCUCCUGAAAGGAGAUCGGGACAUUGUUCGCAUCUCGAAUGCUCCUGAGGACUUGGCUUCCAACAUUUCUGAGUUGUCCUUCCGUCUGACCUCUCCCCUGACCACUCCUACCAUCCUGCUUCCUCCCUCCGGCUCCGUGUAGACAGUCCAGCCUAUCAGGACAAUGGCCAUCACAGAGCAGGGGGAGCGGGAGAGGCUGGUGGAUGAGGAGGUAGAGGAGGUGCUGGAGCAGGACCAGCUGAGUAACAUCCUCGAGGCGGGGAAGGCCGGAGCCCUGAUGGAGAGGCCUGAGUUGGGGGAGCGACUGGACCACCAGAGAGGAGGCAGUGUAGGGGGCACCAGUGAUUUUCAUAGCCGCAGCAGUUCCAUCACGUCCUGCGACAGAGUUCAGGGCAUGAUGCUCUCCACCAGCACCAUGGAGCAGUCAGAGCUCUCCUCCAGCCAAUACAGUGCCAUCAACCAGGAGGACUUUCAGCAUGAGCUAGUGGUCCAGGCCAUCAAAGUCAAGAAGAAUGCCAAGAGGAGGAGGCAAGAAAGUGGAAACCGCAUCGGUGAGCAGCACAACAGCUGGUCCGAGAGCAUUUACAGUCAGGAUGGAGGAGGGGGCAGCGACGGGGGGACCAGCACCUCUAUCAGUGAGCCCCCCUCAGCUUCUGACCACACAAGUUUCCCGUGCAGCAGUCUGGACCUACAGAGCAGGAGCAGCGGAUCCCCCGACCAGGAGGGCUCCAUCAGUAGGGCCUCUCCAGAACUCACUGCCUCUGGAGCUCAGAGCCAGGGUGGUGACCAGAGAGAGGACCCUCUGACUCAGACUCAACCCCCUGGGACUCAGCCUCCCUCCUGCCCCAUGUCCCUGCCCUCCCAGGACAUGGAGUGCCAGUCCUACCCAAAGAAUGAAAACAGACCCUCCAUCACUAACAAAGAGGGGGAGGCUCCCACCCGACACGUAGACCUAUUACUGGAGUGCACCUUUGCCUACAUGCAGACCUCGAAGGAGCAAGACCCCAUGGAGGAGCAGGAGGAUGAUCUCCUGAGCCCCCUCAUUGGGCUGGAUGACUUGGACCAGGACGACCCCCACCACCAGCACUGUCAACUGGAUCUGGAGCCUCCUAGCUGUGUUGAUCAGAUGUGUUAUUCCCUGGAGCCUGAGCAGUGCCACUCUAGUGACGAGGAGGACAUUUACGCUGUCCACGGAGUUCCGUACUCAGCCUCCAGCGCCAGCCUGGGAAACAGACUCAACGCCCUCAACCUCCAGGGGUCCAACAUCGGGCAGCAGGACCAAGACAAGACAUUGGCAGAGAGCUGGAUGGGCUACACAGGGCCAGGCUGUGGCAUCCUCAACCUGGUUGUGACUGACCAAUACAUCUGGUGCCUGGACUUUAAAGGAGGCCUGUACUGCAGUGCCCUCCCAGACAGGGGCCUGAGCUGGCAGAAGUUUGAGGACAAUGUGCAGCAGGUGGCACUGUCACCUUCAGGGUCCCUGCUAUGGAAGGUGGAACAGAAGACCAUGACAGCGUAUGCAUGUGGUAAAGUCACCAUCAAAGGAAAGAAGCACUGGUACAUGGCCCUGGAGGAUUCUGCCUUUGUGGCACUUGGUGAAGACACAGCAUGGAUCAUCCGAACCAGCGGGGACCUCUACCUGCAGACAGGUUUGAGUGUGGACCGUCCGUGUGCACGAGCUGUGAAGGUGAACUGCCCGUGUCCUAUGGCCCAGAUCGCAGCGCGUGGCGGGGUGGUGUGGGCCCUCAGCCAACACAGGGCCGUCUUCUACAGAGAUAGCGAUGGCCUCAGCAGCUACUGCUCUGAGGGGGAAAUGUGGAAGUAUGACAAAAUCAGUGAGAGUCAGGGUCUGGAGCCCAUCUGUAUAGCCCUGGGAGAGAGCAACACGGCUUGGGCUCUGGAUACCAGCGGCAGUCUGUGGUUUAGGACUGGAGUCACUGCCAGGAAGCCCCAAGGGGAAGAUGACCACUGGUGGCAGGUGAGCAUCACAGACUAUGUGGUGUUUGAUCAGGGCAGUCUGUUCCAGACUCUGAUCCAGGCCACUCAGAACAUGGCCACAGCCACCAAGGCUGUGGAGCGGGUUGCAGAGUGCCUCCGCAUGGCCUUCCUGUCCCAGCAGUUCCAAUGCCAGCCCAGCCUGGUCUCCUCCAACACCAGCGGCGUCUGGAUUGCAUCCGGCAGGAACAACUUCAAGGGCAGCCUCAGCGGUACGUUUUGGCAGGGUGUGGUACCCAGAGGAACCGUCUCAGCCACCAAGUGGGCAUUCGUCUAUUCCUCGGCUGUACUCACUAAAGAAGGGAGCUUCCUGUGGCUGGGCCAGAGCAGGAAAGACCUGUUCUGUGUUUGGGACCAGGAUGGUCAGAUGCACCUCACCACAGUCCAACUGCCCCAGGACACAGAGAUGGUCCAGCUCUCUGCCUGCCGCGAUGCCCUGUGGGGACUGGACCAACACGGCCGCGUCCACAUCCGCACCCUCUCCACUAGCUGCCCCACCGGCAUGCACUGGAACCUACUGGACCUCAGCCAGCUCGAUCAGGUAAGGCUGGUCAGCGUAUCUUGUGGCAGCCAGAACGUGUGGGCGUGUGAUGGCUAUGGGAUGGUCUAUUUCCGCGUCGGUACGCAACCCCUCAACCCCAGCAUGAUGCUUCCUGCCUGGAUCUGUAUCGAACCACCAGAGCAGCCACUAGGAGUGCAUUUUAUUAGAAUCCACACCAGUCCCAACGACAGAAUGCUGUGGGCCAUGGACAACAGAGGGAACGUACAUGCCCGCACGGGAAUCACAGACAAGAUGCCUAUCGGCACAGACUGGGAACACAUUCCAGGCCUGCAGGCCAAUCAGCUGGUGCUGAGUGUGAAGACUGUUUGGGUGCGCUGCCCCAACAGGGAGGUGGCGAGGCGCUAUGGUAUCACUGACAAGAACCCAGCAGGGGACUACUGGAAGAAGAUACCAGGCCUGCUCAACUGGCUGACAGUGACACCCAUGGACGAGCUGUGGGCUGUGAGUGUUUCUGGAGGUCUGAGGCACCGGCUCACCGAGACCCUGGUGCACAACACCAUCAAUUCCCAUGUCAACACAGGCUCCCUGAGCAGAGAGGACCUGGAAGAGGAGUGGGAGGUCAUCUAAAGAAGACUGAAAUUGUGUUCUAUUCCCUAUAUAGUGCACUGCAUUUGACUAGGGACCAUAGGGCUCUGGUCAAGUCGUGGACUAUGAAGGGAAUAGGGUACUAUUUCUCACAUCUCUCCCCAACUGAAACAACCACUCUUUAUUAAUAUUCAUUUUCACUGCUGAAAUGGGCUGCAUUGCAAUUAUUGGUGGGCACUUUAUCUACUGUAUGUCUUUUUAAUGUUAUCAUCCUAUGUACAAAGUAGAUUCUAAGGCAACUGCUUGGUGCUUAUGAAUCAGUACGGAUUGCACAAUGGCUUUGUGGACAGACAGGAUGGGAUAAUUGGUGUUACCAAGGGAACGGGGUGUCUCCCAGACCACCUCAUGCUGUGUACAACCAGUGUUUACUUUUAACCUAACCCAACCAAUCCCUAUUGAAUUUAAUUUAAGGAAUGAAUUGUUAUAUUCGUUUUAAUAUUUUUUUUAUUGGUGACGUUUUAGGAAUGCUAUUUUUUUCCUUCAUUUUAGUUAGUUUGCACUUUAAUUGAAGUGGGAAGGUAACUGCACUCCCAAUACAGCACUAGUCAAGACUUGCUACCCUGAGACCGUACACAGCGUUAGUCUAGACUUUAUACCCUAAGACAGUCUGUUGUUUUCUUAGAAAACGUCCUCUCCCAAAGGAACUUACUGUAGCUCUUGUAUUGUUUUUUACAUAUCGAUUUAUUCCGAUGAAUACUGUACGUACCACAACACACUUAGAGCCUUCCAAAAGGGUAUCUUCAAUUAAAUAUUUAGAUCUGUCAUACCUCUAGUCCAGUUGAACUACUAUCACAGGAGUUAUAUAGGGCCAUGGUCUUUGAAUUAUGUUUUCAUGUUGUUUUAAUGGAAACUACGAUGGUAGUAUGAAGGAGAUCCAUUUAGUUUUUUUACUGUUUAUAAUAACACAGAUGUAACGUGACUGGAAGUACUUGAAUGGAGAAAUGUAUCAUGUUAGUCAUUUAGUGCAAGGGUAGCAUAUAAGUGUAGGUGCUUACUGUGCACAUAUUGAUUGAUGUUUCCUUUUUUACUGUGGAAUACUGUGCUCACUAAGGAAGGGAUAUUUGCAGGAGUUUGUUCUGGGAGAUUUAUAACACGUGUAUUUUGUAUAACUACCAGAAAGGGAAAUGAACCAAAUAAUUUAUUCCGUCUUAAUACAGUUACUGUAUAAUUAAGGGAAUCAUGCAUUUAAUGGUAUCAUAUUGUUGCUUCUGAAUACUGUGCUAUUUAAUCCUUAGGAGUUUGCCAGUUCAAUUCAGAUUGACAAAGUCCGGGCUAGAAGUAGUGCACAAUAUAGAUGAAUAGGGUGCCAUUUGAGAUGAAAAACCAGAUGAAAAAUUGAAUGACAGAUGUUUUACACUAGACAGGAAAACCCAAAAUUCGAGUUGAAGUAUCCCCUCUGUGUGUCUAUAUGGGAUUCCAUGGGAUAUAGAGCACUGCAAGUCCACUGAAUCCUGUUGUAUGAAUCUAUGCCUCUCCUCAGUAUGAAUGAACUUCCUUAAUAAAGGUGUUUACAGUGA